AUGUCGUUCAAGUCUCCCUCCCCAUUCCCUCUCCAGGGCCGCUACGCCGACGGUAACAGAUGGGAGACCCUCCGCGGGCCCGGUGAUGCCCGCCCGACCGCGCUCCAGAUCAUCAAGGACGAGGGCCUCGUCUCCUCGCUCGCCGAUAAGGUCAUCUUCGUAACGGGCGCGUCCUCCGGGAUGGGGCCGUAUAUGGUCCGCGCGCUUGCGGCCACGGGCGCUACUAUCUACGUUGGGGCGCGGGAUAUCGACAAGGCCAAGGAGGCCAUCGGCGAGGACCUUAUCGCUAGUAACGACGACAUUAAUGGCAACGAUAACGGCAGCGGUAGGGUGCAUAUACUCCAUCUCGACCAGGCAGACCUUUCGAGCGUGCGAGCGUGCGUAGCCGAGUUUAUCAAGCACGUCGCUUCCUCCUCUUCCGCGCAGGGCAAGCAGAAGGGGCCGCAGCUUAACAUCCUUAUUAACAACGCUGGGGUUAUGCGCACGCCCGAGCAGCGCACAAAGGACGGGUACGAGCUACAGUUUGCGACUAACCACCUAUCGCACUUCUUGCUCUUCUGGCUACUCAAGGAUAUAAUGCUUGCUAGCGCGACGCCAGAGUUCCCUUCGAGGGUCGUUAAUACGACAUCCGCAGGUCAUAAGGCUGCUCCCCUCGACCUGGAGGCCUUGAACCCUGAGAAGGAGGGCGCGUACGAUCCCUGGAUAGCAUACAUCCAGUCCAAGAUUUCAAACAUCUAUAUGGCCUCGCAAAUCACCCGGCUCCACGGUAACCAGAAUCUCUAUGGCUUUAGCGCGACGCCAGGCUCCUUUGUGAGCCCGAACCUCCAGCAGCACUGCACCCCCGAGGAGUUGAGCGGCUGGAAGUCGGACCCUAGGCUCGCCGUGUCGUAUUAUAACUACGAGCAGGCAUGCGCGACGGCCGUCUACGGGGCCCUGGCACAGGAGCCUAUCAACUUCGUCAAGGCACAGAACCGCGGCAAAGGUGAGGCCAGCACGGGUCUCUAUCUAGAGGGUAGCGCCGUAGCAGGACCGGUGCCUAAGGACGCGGUAGAUCUGCUCGAGUACGGCCAUGCCGAGUGGGCAUUCGACGCGGACAAGGAGGCCAAACUAUGGAACUUGAGCAAGAAGCUCGUCGGCGUCGAGCAGACGAUCGGGACCGUUGAUGAAGUAUCAAUGUGA
Molecule: messenger RNA, 1179 nt
Organism: Microdochium trichocladiopsis
Lineage: Eukaryota; Fungi; Ascomycota; Sordariomycetes; Xylariales; Microdochiaceae
Exons: 2
Coding region: 1-1179 (392 amino acids)
Source: RefSeq, a predicted model, not a curated record